Molecule: messenger RNA, 6277 nt
Organism: Epinephelus moara (kelp grouper)
Lineage: Eukaryota; Metazoa; Chordata; Actinopteri; Perciformes; Serranidae
Product: bile salt export pump-like
Exons: 29
Coding region: 214-4299 (1361 amino acids)
Biological process (GO): transmembrane transport
Cellular component (GO): membrane
Molecular function (GO): ATP binding; ATP hydrolysis activity; ABC-type transporter activity
Source: RefSeq, a predicted model, not a curated record
UAAGAGCAUGUCAAUCACUGCCAUGACACACAGUCUGUCAUGACGAGCUGCUACUACGAGCUAGGCAUAACAGCUCAAUGUCUGGGUAUUAGAAGCAUAGGAGUGCGGCUGCUGGUGUAAUUUGACUCCUUUUGUUAGAACUUAUGAUAAGCUUCAAUCAAGGAUAAGACAGAAAACUUUAUCUUAAAAAAGGGAGUGUGUAGAUGAGUCAACAUGCCGACUGGAUCAGUGAAACUGCAAAGCAUUAAAAAACUGGGACAGGAAAACCACAGCUAUGAGUUUUCAGAUGAAGAUCCAGCUGGCUCCAAUAUGAGCACAACAACUUCCAAAGAUGAUGGGAAAGACAAGGGCAAUGCAGAGCAACCAGCGAUAAGGGUUGGCUUCUUUGAGCUGUUCCGUUUUGCCACGUGCAACGAGAUACUGAUGAUGGUGAUAGGAGCUGUGUGCGCAGUGCUGCACGGCUCGGCUGCGCCCCUCAUGCUGCUGGUGUUCGGCCUGCUCACCGACACCUUCAUCGAGUACGACAUCGAGCUCAACGAGCUGCGCGAUGACAGGAAAGAGUGUGUGAACAACACUAUCCAGUGGAAGAGGAACUACACCGCAGGCCUGAACAUGCCGCUGAACCAGUCAGAUUGGAGCGUCAUGAACAAUUCAACAUGGGAGAUGCUCAUACCACUGAAGAACAGGUCGUGUGGGAUUCUCGACAUUGAAUAUGAAAUGACCAAAUUUGCCCUCUAUUAUGUUGGAAUUGGAGCAGCUGUCUUCGUGCUGGGAUACUUUCAGAUUUCGAUGUGGGUGACGUCCGCUGCCAGGCAGAUUCGGCUCAUCAGGAAAUUGUACUUCAGCAGAGUAAUGAGGAUGGAGAUCGGCUGGUUUGACUGCACCUCUGUAGGGGAGCUCAACACCCGCAUGUCAGACGAUAUCAACAAGGUCAACGACGCCAUUGCAGAUCAAGUUUCCAUUUUCCUCCAGCGCUUCACCACCUUUGUGUGUGGUUUCUGCGUUGGCUUUGUGAAAGGAUGGAAGUUAACGCUUGUCAUUAUCUCAGCAAGUCCGCUGAUAGGUGCUGCAGCGGGUCUUAUGGCUAUGUUUGUGGCUAAGCUCACAGGGUUGGAGCUGCAAGCAUACGCCAAAGCUGGAGCUGUAGCUGACGAGGUCCUUUCCUCCGUCAGGACUGUGGCUGCUUUUGGUGGAGAGAGAAAAGAAGUACAAAGGUACGACAGAAACUUGGUCUCAGCGCAGCGCUGGGGCAUCAGGAAGGGUCUGAUCAUGGGCUUUUUCACCGGAUAUUUGUGGAUGAUCAUCUUUCUGUGCUAUGGUUUGGCCUUCUGGUAUGGCUCAGGCCUGGUGUUGGACACUGAGGAGUACUCACCAGGAACACUACUGCAGGUGUUCUUUGGUGUUUUGAUAGCGGCCAUGAAUUUGGGGCAGGCCUCUCCAUGUCUGGAGGCGUUUGCUGCAGGCCGUGGAGCUGCUACCACCAUCUUUGAGACUGUUGAGAGAGAGCCGGAGAUUGAUUGUCUAUCUGAGGCUGGAUAUAAGCUCGACAGGGUCAAAGGAGAUAUUGAGUUUCACAAUGUGACCUUCCACUAUCCCUCCAGACCUGAAGUCAAGAUUCUGGACCAGCUCAGUGUUGCAGUGAAGUCUGGGGAGACCACAGCCUUUGUUGGUCCGAGUGGAGCCGGGAAGAGUACUGCUGUUCAGCUCAUCCAGCGCUUCUAUGACCCUAAAGAGGGCAUGGUGACCCUGGACGGUCACGACAUCAGAGGACUGAACAUCCAAUGGCUGCGCUCGCUUAUUGGCAUCGUGGAGCAGGAGCCUGUGCUGUUUGCCACCACCAUUGCUGAGAAUAUACGCUAUGGUCGAGCCGGCGUCUCCAUGGAAGACAUCAUCAGCGCUGCAAAGCAGGCCAACGCCUACAGCUUCAUCAUGGACCUGCCGCAGAAAUUCGACACCUUGGUCGGGGAGGGUGGAGGUCAGAUGAGCGGCGGUCAGAAGCAACGUAUUGCUAUUGCUCGAGCGCUGGUCAGGAAUCCUCGUAUCCUGCUGCUGGACAUGGCAACCUCUGCCCUCGACAACGAGAGCGAGGCUAUAGUUCAGGAAGCUCUGGACAGUGUACGCAUGGGUCGCACCACCAUCUCCAUCGCUCACCGCCUGUCCACCAUAAAGAACGCAGAUGUGAUUGUUGGCUUUGAGCACGGCCGAGCUGUGGAGAGGGGCAAACACAAUGAGCUGCUGGAGAGGAAGGGAGUCUACUUCACUCUGGUCACCCUGCAGAGCCAAGGAGACAAGGCUCUGAACGAGAAGGCUCGGCAAAUGUCUAACAAUGAAGAAGAGCCGGAGAGGCUGAAUCUAUCCAGAGCAGGCAGCUACCGUGCCAGUUUGAGAGCCUCUAUCCGCCAGCGGUCCCGCUCUCAGCUGUCCAAUCUGAUCCCAGAGUCGUCUGUUCCCAUCGCCGGAGAGCUCGGCCCGAGAGCCUACUCUGUGUCACAGGCAGACAAAUCCAAGAAUGCUUUCCCAGAGGACGAGGAGGAACCUGUGGAGCCUGCUCCAGUUACCAGGAUCCUCAAGUACAACAUACCUGAGUGGCCUUACAUGAUUUUCGGAUCCCUCGGAGCUGCCAUAAAUGGAGGGGUCAACCCCGUCUACUCUCUACUGUUCAGUCAAAUCCUGGCGACAUUCUCAGUAGCAGAUCCUGUGGCUCAGAGGAAGGAGAUUGAUAGUAUCUGCCUGUUCUUUGUCAUGGUCGGCGUGGUCUCUUUCUUCACCCAGAUGCUGCAGGGUUACGCUUUCUCCAAGUCUGGAGAGCUGCUGACCCGCAGGUUGCGGCGGCUCGGCUUCCACGCCAUGCUGGGCCAAGAGAUCGGCUGGUUUGAUGAUCACAGGAACAGCCCCGGAGCUCUGACCACGCGUCUGGCGACUGAUGCCUCGCAAGUUCAAGGAGCAACUGGCUCACAGAUCGGCAUGAUAGUCAACUCGCUGACCAACAUCGGCGUGGCCAUCUUGAUGUCCUUCUACUUCAGCUGGAAGCUCACGAUGCUCAUCCUGUGCUUCCUGCCGUUCCUCGCCCUGUCAGGUGGCUUCCAGGCUAAGAUGCUAACAGGGUUCGCGAAGCAGGACAAGCAGGCGAUGGAGGCCGCCGGACGGAUUGCCGGCGAGGCGCUUAACAACAUCCGCACCAUCGCAGGCCUGGGGAAAGAGAGGGUGUUUGUGGAGAUGUUUGAGGCCCAGCUUGAUGCUCCGUACCAAGCGGCCCUGAAGAAGGCAAAAGUGUACGGAGCCUGUUAUGGUUUCGCUCAGUGCGUCGUCUUCUUAACCAACUCCGCCUCCUACAGGUUUGGAGGUUACUUGGUGCGACAGGAGGGGCUCCAUUUCAGUUUGGUGUUCAGAGUCAUCUCAGCCAUCAUCACCAGCGGCACAGCCCUCGGCAGAGCCUCCUCUUACACACCAGACUACGCCAAGGCCAAGAUUUCAGCUGCACGUUUCUUCCAGCUGCUGGACCGUGUGCCUCAGAUCAGCGUCUACAGCGAUAAGGGAGACAAAUGGGAUAACUUCCAAGGCAACAUUGAGUUCAUUGACUGUAAGUUCACCUACCCCACCAGGCCUGACAUCCAGGUCCUGAAUGGGCUGAAUGUGUCGGUGAAGCCCGGCCAAACGCUGGCCUUUGUGGGCAGCAGCGGCUGUGGGAAGAGCACCAGCGUGCAGCUGCUGGAGAGGUUUUAUGAUCCUGACCACGGCAGAGUGCUGAUUGAUGGCCGCGAGUCGACUCGUGUCAAUGUGCCCUUCCUGCGCUCCAAGAUUGGCAUCGUGUCCCAGGAGCCCAUCUUGUUUGACUGCAGCAUCGAAGAGAACAUCAAGUACGGCGACAACUUGCGGGAAAUCACCAUGAAUGAGGUCAUCUCCGCCGCCAAGAAAGCGCAGCUCCACGACUUUGUCAUGUCACUUCCUGAGAAAUACGACACAAACGUCGGUGCCCAGGGGUCCCAGUUGUCUCGUGGUCAGAAGCAGCGCAUCGCUAUCGCCAGGGCGAUCAUCCGUGACCCCAAGAUCCUGCUCCUGGACGAGGCCACCUCCGCCCUGGACACUGAGAGUGAGAAGACCGUGCAAGCCGCCCUGGACAAAGCCAGAGAGGGUCGGACCUGCAUCGUCAUCGCCCAUCGCCUGUCUACCAUUCAGAACUCUGACAUUAUCGCCGUCAUGUCCAGAGGCUAUUUGAUAGAGAAAGGGACGCACGACCAGCUCAUGGGCCUGAAGGGAGCCUACUACAAGCUGGUUACCACGGGAGCACCAAUCAGCUAACUGCUCGGGGAAACAGUAGCCAAUUAGCAAGGCAGCCAACAGAAACGAAUGUAAAGAGCAGUGUUAUUGCCGUACAUCGAGAGAGACCACGAUUAAAAGUAUGCCAUAACAUGAAGACAGGAAGAUACACCUAUUCACUCUUACAGUAUUUAUUAUGGGUUAGGAUCCUGUUAUGAAGAGAGGGGUCCUGCGAGUCCCACACCCUAUUUUGGGGUAUUUUAAGGUAGUUGUCUGUCUGUUAUGUUGGCAGUUUUUUAAAAAUCCUUUACCUACAGAAAUGUAUCCCACAAUUCACCAUAGCCUGCUGCACCAAUGUGCCCAUAAGCUGGCUUUACAACUAACAAUAAUCAGCAGACAUGAAGUUGAACUUAAUGCUGAAAUAUCAUAUUAUUCAUGUUCAAACACAUCACAGUUAUGGCAGAACCUCAACAGAUGUUUUUUUUUUUACUGUACUCUUACUGUAAUAUAAAAAAAUGAUUCUUGUUGGUGAGAAUUAUCAGAAUAUAUUGUAUUUAUAGUUAAUGUCAUAUAAUUUUAUCAAUGGUUUUGACAAAAUACAGGAGUUCAACAUUUCCAAAAAUGUCCCUAUUUGAUUUCUUGCCAAGAGUUAGAUGGAACGACUGCUACCACUCUCAUGUCUGCAUGCUAACGCUAGAUACAGCAGCGAUUAGCUUAGCUUUGCUUAUUGACUGAAAGCAGGUUGAAACAGCGAGCCUGGCUCUGUCAAGAGAUGAAGUUGCCCACCAGACCCUCUACAGCACAUUUUCAGUAUAGCCACGUUGUCUUUACAGCGUUUUUUUUAGGUGUUAACUUUGGAGGGGCCAAACUAGCUUGCAAGUCUUUUGGCUAAGCUAAUCUAGGAUAAGCUAAGCUAAUGACCUGCUGACUCUAGCCUUGAAAUAUGCCUUCAAAUUGGGUUGUGUUUCAGUGUUCAUGAACAGAGUCCUUAUGAAUGCCGCCCUCGAGGUAUUUACAACCUCACAAGUGGAAAUUUUCGACAAGCUCCGAGUUCAUGAGAUGUGUUUGCUGACAUUUUCAGAAAAGGCAGAGGUCAUGGAAGUUCUUUAUUUUGGUUGAUGGUGAAUUAACAAGCCCUAAGGAAGCGCACCAGGCUUUGAAGCCCAUUUUACAUAGUGGGCCAAAGUGGAACUACACUAUCUGGGUCCGUUAGAUGCUGCCAGGGGCCUGAAAAGCCUUUUUCCCAUAGAUUUACAUUGGGAAAGAGAUGCCUGUACAUCAGUGAAUACAUUUUUUGAGCAUCACAGGCCCCCCCGAAACGACUCCUUUCACAAGACUUGAUCUAUUUGGUCCGAUAACAUUUUGAAAGUCUAGAAGAGCUGCUGAGUAUUUCAUCAUUAUUCAAGUUACGGUCGGCCCCGCUUGGUAUGCUGUAAUGCUGUAUUCAGGUCUCUUGGUACAUCCAUGUAUAUAUAUAUAUAUGUACAUUGUAAUGUCAGUCAUACAAUUUCCUUCAGAAAUUGUUGAUAUUCAAAAUGGCCUCAUCUUUUUCCUCUUUCCUCUUGCUAAAUUGUUAGCUACGGUGGUUUCUAGACACUGACAAUGGCCUCCAUGUUGCCGUUGCCUGGCAGCGGUGUUCUCACAACUUAACCACUUGAAAGUGAAGGAUAUUGUGUAUACAAGGGCAGCACUAUUUAUUGUACAGAAGCAUGGGUUGUAUCUUCCAAUCUAGCUCCCAGCAAGAAAGUCAACAAGUAUAUUUCCUCAAAUGUCAGAUGAGCCUUUUAAACAUUUUAUAAGACAGAAACCAUUCAAAUCAAUACCAUGGUAUGUAUCUUAUGUAGUUUGAGCUUCUAGAUAAUUCAGUUUAAUUGCUUCCUCAGAUGUUUUUCCCAUCCGUGUUCCUGAAUGUGCUUUUGUUUUACACAGUCAUCUGAUGUAACUUAAUUCUGUGUGGAUGGUCCUAUUUUUUAUGCUUUAUGUGGAAAUUAAAUAAAACCAUCAAAGUGUCUAAACUCGA